Molecule: messenger RNA, 3400 nt
Organism: Corythoichthys intestinalis (scribbled pipefish)
Lineage: Eukaryota; Metazoa; Chordata; Actinopteri; Syngnathiformes; Syngnathidae
Exons: 6
Coding region: 135-2900 (921 amino acids)
Molecular function (GO): calcium ion binding; protein binding; heparin binding
Source: RefSeq, a predicted model, not a curated record
CUGAAUGCAUUGGAGCUCAAAAUCAGUCGCUAGUUACGUUGAUGGACAGUUAUACCGAUGAUAAAACAAACCUGGAGGACUAACGCAGUGGAAGACAAUAUCCUUUAGGAUUGAUAUAAUUUCAGCAUCUCAAAAUGGCACAUACCACUACCAUGUUUUUACUCAUUCUCACAUUUUUACUGAGCAGAUCAGAAAGUGCUCCCGAAAUGUGCCGGGGACCUCGGUGUCUCUCUGACCAGUAUUGGAGCGCAACACAAGGGCGAGCAGACACUCGUGUGACAGCGUCCAGACGGCAGCCUCACCUUUCAACACAAGCUAAGCAAGGACAUGCCUACCUCAGUAACCAUCAUCAGGAUGCUCAUUACGUUCAUCACCCAACCAAAACCAACAUCCAUGCUCAACACAGAGACUUUGUGCAACAAACUGGGACUGAAGGUGUUAGGAGGACCAACCCGAGAACCAUUACUGCGGAGGUGUUUCAUCCUGGCUGUGCAGGGGGAAUCUGCCCAACUACUGUCAAUCAUCCACUGACACCUGAUAACAGGGAUGUGUCACGGGAAUGCAAAGGGAGCAUGUGCAACCUGGAUUUCCAUAAACCAAAACCUUGUGUUGGCUGCAAUGUGCAAAAGGGAGACAAUCCAAGACCGAAUCCUUCACCGGUUCACGUAAGAGACAAAGCAGCACAAUUUAUGGAGCAACGGUCAGAAAGAUGGAUAGAGUUAACAUGUGACAUGAAAUCAGGGCCCAAUUUGGUGCCUUCUGAUGAUGCGGUCAUCCUGCAGCUGCGGCUGUCCAAGGAUGAAGAGAGGUUUGUUAAGGCCUUGCAGGGUCAGCAGGAAGAGGUCAAAGUGAUGCAUCAGCUUCUCAUUGAGCAACAGAGGGAACUGGUCCAACAGCAAAGAGAAAUACUGGCGCAACAGAGGAAGAUGCAUGACUACAUGGAGCAAGUCAAGACACAGUACAACAUGCUAUUGGACAGCAUCAACGAAAUGUCCAUGCAAAACCUGCUUGAAGAGCUGGAAAAUCACAGGGAAGUAUUGAGUGAGCCCACUGGGGCCCGUCAUGUUCAGCAGGCUUUGUCUUUGCAUCAGGUGGACAUGGAUGCCAGUGUGAUGCAGGUGGUCAAUCCCCAUGUGACUUGCGGAAGCUGUGGCCCUGAGGAAUACUGUGACUUCAGUGGCGGUUAUCCCCACUGCACGAAAUGUACCAUAUGUCCUGCUGGCUUCUUCCUGGUCGCGCAAUGUUCAAUCCAUGCAGACAGAAUCUGUCAGGAUAGAGAUGAAUGCCUUGAGCUUGCUGACCUUUGUGAAGAUCACCAAAAAUGUGUCAACACACCAGGUGGAUUUAGAUGUCUGGGAAUGACAGAGGGAGAUGCCAAAACUGGCAUGUGUGGCCAAGACUAUUUCUUUAACUUGGACAUAGAUGAGUGUCAGGCCUGCGCGGAGUGUGAAGGACAACCAGCGUCGUCACUAUGUACAUUUACAAGAGACACGGUGUGCUCAGGAUCUCCUGUGGGUGACAGUGUCCUCGCUCUCUCCUGGACGGGGAACGUGAGUCUGUCUGGCAUCAAAGGUCACAUGGUGAACCUUGCAUCACCAGGUGUACAGCUUCACAUCCACGCUGGAAGCGACAUAAGCUUUGCGUCAGUUGAGAACGGAUGCCUGCUGAUGAAGAAGCACGGCUUGCUAUGGCUGGACGAGAGCCUCUCCGUGAACCACGGUUGCCAAAGUUUUGUCCAGGUGUGUUUGCAUAUGAACGCUACCGAUGGCUCUGAAAGUCGUGACCUUAGUGGAGUCAGACUUGAACAGCAGGAUGUGAAGUCGCUCCAGGCUGUCAGCAUAAGUGGAGUAGCAGAAGUUUCCCCUGGGUACAUUAUCUCAACCUCCCUUUGGAGUUCAAACCACUACUGCAACAAGAGCAAUGAAGGUCUGCGGCUUCACCACCCUUCAGCUUCUUCUCUAAGCCUCAUGUGGCUAAACCAUGACACAGGUGCCGUUGCCAUAACAGCACAAGCCACAGUGUCCGUUCACUACCACACAAACCAUCGGCCUGUCUUUCGUAUCACCUCCUCUUCAGACCCUUACGUAGUUGUGUUGACUCAUGAUGGCCGUGGGAUACGGUUUUCAGAAAGUGGCGCUGUGCGCUUCGUAUUCCAGCAGGCGUUGUACUCCAUGGGCCAUGCGUGUGUGAGUGAGGGCUUCCAAGUGUUGGCAUACCUAAAUCGUAACGGUACUGUGGUGGAGCUGUGCCGUACCUUCAAACCAGGGGUCCACUAUCGUGACACAUCCAUAUCUCUCUCCGGAGCUGCAGAAGUUGGUCCUGGAGAUACACUGGCCUUCGAGAUUCUGUCUCCUGCCCAGUGCAAUGUCCGUUUUUUUAGUGAUGACACAGGGAUUAGUGGCCUCAGCCUGAUUUGGGUUCCUACAGCAAUCUCCUCUUCUAUCUAUGCCACUGUGGCUCAAACCGACCUUCCCUCAGGAGCUGUCAGAAACAAGCCACUGUUCUUCCACCAGACAAGUCCCCAGGUGUCCCAAAUGGGGCUUUUAGAGAAGGGAUCUGCAAAACCCAGCCAAAAAUUUGUUUUCAGGGAAAGUGGCACUGCCUGUGUAGCUGUGGACCUUAAACUAAUUCAUUCCUGCAGCUUGGUCAAGGUGACUCUACACAGACUAAAUGACCCAGAUAAGUCUGGUGCAGGUGGCACGCGAACCGUGCCCAUUGCCCAGCAGGUAACCGGAAAGAUGCUUGAUGGUAGUCAAUGGGCCAGCGUAAGCCUGCGGUCAUCCUUCCAGGUACAAAAUGGCACAAUGAUGUUCUUGACACUGGACUGUGUCCGAGGACGAGUAAACCAGGUCAGCAACAACGCUGGAAGCGGAGUGUCAGUCCUCUGGGUUGCAGCAUAACGUCUAAAUUUGUAUCAUCUCUCCACAUGCAUUCAAUUUCAGAACAGAUGUAUUUCACUAAAAAGAUUUUUAUUCAGACAGACUGAAAAAGUUUGAACUCCAAUCUUGGAAUGUGUCAGACGGGACAACCGUUUGUGAAGUCACUGAUGUUGGCUCAGAAUCUCUACAGUAUAAAAUGUGUUAAAGGCCUUAAAGGUCAAAGAUCUCAAGUUAUAACAUACUAUGAGCACCCAUCGCACUAUAACAGAAAAUGUAGUUACCCAAAAUGUUUGCACAAUUUUGCCAAAAUGUUUUGGAUUGGGAGGGACACUGAAUAUAAUGUAUAGGUGAUUCAUUUCCAUUCCUUUGUACUUAAGUGAUGCACAUGAUUAAACACGUUUUGCUGAUACCACCUUCAAUGAAGAAAAGCUUGAUAUUCGUAUGGCAUUUAAGUACUCGUAGCUUGGUACAUUUCAGCUAUACAUUUUAGUCGGUUUCAGCUGUACAGUCACUCUCUCGCU